AUGGUAGGUGUGAUUAAAUUUGAUAGAUUUCAAAAGAGAAUGCCCAAUGAAGGAGUGAAGUUUCACAAUAAAGCUAUUCAAGGUUUAAGAAAAGAAAAAAUCUCUAAUCAAAGGAAUUUAUACUAUUAUAAAGAUGACAGUGAGAAAUUAAUAGGCCCUUUCACUGCAUCUAAAUUAAUUGAAUGGGUGAAUCAGGGAUAUUUUGAUCAAAAAGGUAGCACUCUUGUCAAAAGAGAACACGACACAGAUUAUGUGACAUUAAAAAGUAUUUUACCUAAUUUAUUAAUGGAGGAACAGAAAUCUUUAAUAAAUAGAUUGUGUAACUUAGAUCCGUUACAUAGUGAAAAUACUCAAUUUGAUGUUUUAUCACAACAAAUAUCUGCAAUAGAUCCAAUUGGCACAAUUCCAGCUAAUGAUAUAUAUUUGCAGGAAGCAACGUGUGAUUUAGACGUUAUUUUGAUGCCAAAUGAAAAAUCCAAGAUGGUUUUUGAAAUGACUAUGAAUAAAAUUAAUGCAACAAAAUCGAAAAAGGCUAUUACAUUAACUUCAACUCUAGGUGACAGUGAAUUAGCAAGAGUGAAGGAGAGAACAGCAGAUAAUAAUCUUGAGACAAAUUCUGGAAAUAUGGAUUUAAUUAAUAUAGCUGAUGACUUUGUAGAUAAACAUUCAAAAUUUAUAGGAAGAUAUUGUGGGGAUUCUCAAAAUAUACCUUCUCCUUUAAUCUCGUUAAGAAUUCCAGUUCACAGCAACUUGCUAGGUUUAGCUUCUCCUGUAAUGCGAGUAGAGAUUAAUCAAUUAAUGGAAUUAAGACAAGAAUUUAAUGAGCAAUACACUCUGAAUUAUAAUAGUGAAGAUAUACAAACAAAACUGAAUAGACUUAAAGCUAGUUUAGUUAGACCAGAAUACAAAAUAAAGGCAAUAUAUCCUGAAGCUGUAAGGGUACUACUGUUAUUUAUAUAUGGGCAUACAACCUGUUUAAGAGGCGCAGAUCCCUACCUAAUGCUAACAGUAUUACACGAAGCUAGAAGAUUUAAAAUUCAGCUAUUGGAAGAGGAACUCUUUGAGAUGUUAAACUCACCUGCUAAUCUAGAAGCUAUUGUACAAAUGUCUUCUGUGGCAGAAUGCUUAGAAAUGGCAAAUUUAGUUGAAUCAGCAGUUUAUAUCUUGGCAGACUGUGCUCAAUCAUUGUUUAAGGGUGCACAUUUAGCUUUGAGUUCGAAUGUUUUAUUACAAGUUAUAAAGAGUGAAAGAGUCUUGAUGGCUGAGAUGGACAUUUUCCUUGCAGUCCAUAUGUAUGUAUUGCAAAGAGAAAGAAGUGUUGGUCUUUUUUCAGAUUCUAAAGACAAGAAAUUAAAUUAUUACAAAUAUAUCCGAUUUGAGCAAAUGUCUCCUAGUGAUUUAAAAAAAAUAAGAACACCAGAUUUAGAUUCCCUAUUGUUAGAUGCAGCCCUAAACAAACUACUAGGAAAUGAAGUCAACGGUAGAUUAGUACCAUGGAAAUCAAAUACAGAGUUUUCUACAAAUAAAAUAAGUGGAUUGUACCCAAUAGAAUUAAUAAGAAAGACAUCUUUUGCAGGAAAGUAUAAAUGGGCUUGGACCCUGGGUGAUUAUAGACUAGUUUCAGAUAUGAUAUGGCAAGUCAAAUUAUGCAAGACAUAUAUGGGAAGAGUAAGACUUGGGGUAUGCUGUCGUUCUUGGGAUGCAAAUAAUUUGUCACAGGUACCUAAAGUAUUUUACUAUGACUUCAUGGAAAACUGUUUUGGGAGUGCAUUUUUAACCAAUGAUCUUUACAAUCUAAGGUCCAGAAUAUCUUGUGCUAACAAUAAAACUAGAGACAAAUUUAUACUAGAAUCUGACACAGAAAUACAAAUAAGAUUAAAUAUAAACCGUUAUAAUUUAGUGUUAACUGUAACAGAUAUUACUAAAUCAGAGGAUAAAAAAGUCACUAUUCCAGCUACUUCCAUUGCUAAAAGUAAGUUUUCAGCAAGUCAUACAUUUGGACAUGAUUGUAUUAUAACUCCAAUAGGUUUUACAAAACGACCUUUUCUUGAAACAGCAAAUUUUGUUGAAAUGUUAGAUGAUGGUGAUAAGCUUAGACUUUCAUAA
Cryptosporidium muris RN66 is the source of this 2106-nucleotide messenger RNA. Its product is annotated as GYF domain-containing protein. The transcript has a single exon. Bases 1 to 2106 code for a protein of 701 amino acids. The record is from RefSeq and is a predicted model, not a curated record. Gene Ontology annotation, biological process: adult locomotory behavior; modulation of chemical synaptic transmission; circadian behavior. NCBI's taxonomy places the organism in Eukaryota, Apicomplexa, Conoidasida, Eucoccidiorida, Cryptosporidiidae. Gene Ontology annotation, molecular function: protein binding.